GGUAAAACCUCUGUACCUUGCCCAGGUGAAACUCUCCAACAACCCGCGCACCUACAAGUGUGGUUACGCCAAGCUUUGGGCCAUCCGACACAAUAUCGCUCAGGACCGAAUCUUCGGCAACGGAUGUCUGACAGAGGCUGGUAACCUGCCCAGCGAACUUGACUAAACUUGAGGACAGGUUAGGUCUAUGACUUCGUAAUAAGGACAGGUUAAGCCUGAGAUUGCUGCUCAUGUGAGCCACUAUUCAUUUACUUAGCUGUACUAUAGCGGAGCUGCCCGAAUUUGAUUGUCAUACUAUGAGGUUGGUUCGACAACACUACAUAUAGAAAGCAGAAUAGGACGUACACUUCGGCUCGCUCGUACGGCCGAACCAUUCCCAAUGAUGCCUCGGGAUGAGAAGAUGGAAGACGUACAAUAUUCUUCUGCAGCGACCCCGCCAUCUUCCUCCUCCGCCUCACCGAAUAAAACACGACCCAGACUGAAUCUGCGCAACUAUCAGAUGGAAGCAGUCCUUCAUAGACUGAAGGAAGAUCAUAGCUUAUGGGACUUGGUCCUCAAGAAAGCCGAGGGGGCCAAUGCGGACCAUAGUCCUAUGUGGGACGCACUCCUUCAAUUGGUUAUGUGGGAUAUUGCUCGCUUUCUGGAGGAGGCGGGUGUGAAAUGUAUAGAUUUGAUCACAGACGCUCUCAAACAGAGCAAAUGGAUCCCCUUAAUCGAGUUUGAUCUUGCUGACGCAUAUCGUACACCCUUUAUUGGUGGUGCACCUCACGCUUUCAUUGGGCAUCUCGACCAAAUCGACCGGGAGGCGGACUCCUUCCACAGUCCACGUUAUGCAAAAUUCCUCUCAGUAGUCCAAAGCUCUGGAGCCGGAAAAUCACGCAUGCUAACAGAGGUUGGCAGACAACUCUUUACCCUCCCUAUAUGUCUUCGUAGACCGGGUAGACCGGGUUACCCGUUAUCGGAUGCACUUGUCUCUGACUAUUUCCGCGAGCUCAAUUCUCAGUGCCACGGCUUAAAUGAUUCGAGCACACUUUCGGGCGCGGCUAGUUUCCUUACAGCUGCAUAUGAGACUAUGCUAGCUUCGCUUCGAAAAAUCCUCGACGAGGAGAAUUGCACAGGAGCAGAGAUUCUCAGUCGUUGGCACCAGAGAAUGGAGGGAGAUGACAUAGGAAAUUUUCGGGUGGAGUUCUUCAACGUCGUGAUGAAUCGAACCAAAGAGCUGCGAGCAUAUUAUGACGAAAAUCCGGGAAAUAGGGUCGAGGGGGAGAGCCCGGUCAAGCUGGCCAGGAGCUAUUAUGAGAAAGAUGCAAAAAACGCCGCCGACAACCUCAUGGGAUUCAUCAAGACCCUUACCUCUGGUGAUCCACUAUGCGUGAUAUACUUCGACGAAGCUCACGAGUUGGGGACAUGCUUCUGGAUCAUGUCGCUUUUAUUGCAAAACCAACCCAAAUUCGUAAGAAUGUGGUACAUCUUUCUGGAGACGGAAUCAAGCGUGAAACAUUUUCCACCUCGUCCAAAAGAUGUGACUUCCCUAAGACUCAUAGCGGAACUACGUCGAUUUGACCUCCCCUACUUUGCUCUUGGGUUUGAUCAGUAUGCCAUCGAGCAGGCCAAAGCCCCGACACUCGUCAAGAUGGGUGAUUUGGAAACGAUAAAACAUAUCAGUCAAUAUGGGCGGCCUUUGUGGCGCACAAUGUUUCCCAAGCUGGGUGACGGACUGGUGAAACUUGCGGCUUACAAGCUCACCGCCGGUAAAGGAUUCUUUGCUAUGAAUUUGCAUCAUGUUCUUUCCGUUCUUGCACAGCGGCUCUGCCUUAAUCUUGUUCUAGCGAGUGCCUGGGCCUCUGAGUUAGCCGUCCAGGGCGUCUCCCGUCACAUGAGACUUCUCACAGGCUUCAAGUUCUCGGCCGACAAUGCAAUCUUUUGCACCCAUUCGCCAUCGGAACCGAUUCUGGCUAUGGGCGCUGCACGAAUAUUGUACCAUCCUCGCGCGCCCAAAGGGCGGCUACCUUCAGUACUGCAGACGUUGAGCAAGAGUUUCUGCUCUGAAGGCUUGAUCGAAAGGGGCCGUCGGGGUGAACUUGCUGCCCGCUUCCUUCUCCUCAUCGCGCGCGACUAUGCGGCUCCAAUUGACAACGAGGGACACCGAAACCUGCUGAAACCAGUUCGCCUGCUGGAUGUCCUCCGAAUGCUUUUCGGCGACAAUGACUGGUGUGAUCAGAGCUUCAAAACGGCUUUCAGUGAUGCCUUUGUCAAUUUCACACACUGGAGCGUCACAAAGGACUUCUUACUUAAGACGCCUUCUCGGAAAUUACUUUCCAACCUCUGGGCUCGGGGGGUCAUAUUGCAGUGCUGCUUCAAUCAAACAUCCACCGAUUUUUUGUGCCCGGUUUAUUUUGGCUCUGUGGAACCUGACGCUAUCUUUGAUUGCGACCAGCUGUCGGGGCUCGUCGUUCAAGUCAAGAAUCAAAAGAAAGGGGAUGCUGGCACCCAAAAAAAACUGCGACUUGCCGGAAUCAUUUGUAACCCACGUCCUUAUCUCACCCUGUUGAUGGAGCUUGGUACUGAGUCCCAGCACGAAGGGGGCGGGCUAGUCAAGCAGUACCCCCCGGAACAUUCCCAACCCCCUGAAUAUGAACGAUCAAAGGGAGAGUACCAACAUGCUUCACACGAUUUAUCCCGGCAAUAUCCAGAGGAUGACGAACACUUGGAAGUGCUGGAGGCAGAUGUUCAAGCCAAAGAGCCAGAAAAGGGCUCAUAUAACUGCUACACGGUCUCUGCCCGAGGCGCAAGCUCUAAGACCUACAACAUACUAAAGGAGGCGGGAAUUGAGCAGGAAUUUGGGACCUUAUUCAGCAGCGUUGCACCUCGGGAAUCGCCUAGUGAGGAUGAGAUUGCUCCAAUGUGGCCUUCGAAUCACUUCGGGCAUGACGUCUCACAGAACCACUGGAUGGCCGAUUAUCCGCUUCAGUGAAAGAGGAUUUCCUGUCUAGAGUCCGUCUGUUGAAACUUCUCUGAAUGUAAAUUAACACGAG
Cantharellus anzutake is the source of this 3035-nucleotide messenger RNA. RefSeq lists its product as uncharacterized. Lineage: Eukaryota; Fungi; Basidiomycota; Agaricomycetes; Cantharellales; Hydnaceae. The coding region runs from base 380 to 2974 and encodes 864 amino acids. The transcript has 7 exons. The record is from RefSeq and is a predicted model, not a curated record.